AUGACCAAAGUUUUUUUUCUGCGUCCCACAGGGUCCAUUUUACUGCUAUUUUCGAAAUUUUACUUUUUAAGAAAAAUGGCUGGUGGCAAAGGUAAAGCCGGAAAGGACUCAGGAAAAUCGAAAUCAAAAGUGAUUUCACGUAGUGCUCGAGCUGGUCUUCAGUUUCCUGUAGGCCGUAUUCAUCGUUUCCUCAAGCAAAGGACGACAUCCACUGGUCGAGUAGGAGCAACUGCUGCUGUUUAUAGUGCUGCUAUUCUUGAAUAUCUCACUGCUGAAGUAUUAGAAUUAGCUGGGAAUGCUUCAAAGGAUCUCAAGGUCAAGAGAAUCACUCCUAGGCAUCUUCAUCUUGCCAUUCGGGGCGAUGAAGAGCUCGACACGCUCAUCAAAGCAACUAUUGCUGGAGGAGGAGUUAUCCCACAUAUUCACCGUUACUUGAUGAACAAGAAGGGCCAGCCGCAACCGGGACAAAAGGUCGCUCCCCCGCCCUAG
Molecule: messenger RNA, 489 nt
Organism: Haemonchus placei
Lineage: Eukaryota; Metazoa; Nematoda; Chromadorea; Rhabditida; Trichostrongylidae
Source: the annotation of a GenBank genome assembly